AUUACUAAUGUACUAAUGUUUCCACCAUCGUAGAAAAAUUUUCAGCAGUAGUUUGCAUGCUUCGGUUUUAAAUUUCAUUUUGCGUGUUUUAACGUGAAUUGUUGUAACAUUCGGUUCUAGAACUAUGGCCAGUUCGAAUCUCCCUCCAAGUUACGCAGAAGUGAUGGCCGAAAGCACCCAGCAAGCAGGACACGAUACUGCGACUGCCAUGACGGUAGCUCCAUCCGCUCCCUACCCCCAGCAGCAGUUCUACCCAUAUCCGAAUGUUCCGAGUGUUCCGACCCAGCCGUUGCCCAAUUACGGUUCGAUGGAUUCGUCCGGAGCGAAAGUUCCCCUGCCAAUAGUGGUUCCGCCGAGUGGACCCGGCGGAGCUUCCGGAAUUUCCGGAAGUACUACCACUACGACUGUGGUGAUACCACAGGAGAUCAUUGUUGUCGGUGGAUGCCCGGCGUGCCGAAUCGGAAUGCUGGAAGACGAUUAUACUUGCUGCGGAAUCUGUUGUGCGAUAUUUUGCUUCCCGGUUGGGAUAAUUUGCUGUUUGGCCAUGAAAAAUCGUCGCUGUACCAAUUGUGGGGCACAGUUCUAGGGAACCGAUCUUGACAGGAUACGAUAUAAUGAAUGUGGUUUGUUUGGCGUGUUUGGGCGGAGAGCUACAAAAGAAACUGCGAUCGCGAAUUCGAUGAUAUCGAAUACAACCAAAAAUAGGUAUGUAAUAUCAUUAUUUCAUAUAUAUAUAUUCUAGAGUAAAAGGCAAAUAUUACUGUUACACACCUAUGUAUAUGAAUAACGUGCAUUGAACAAUGUAAAUGUAUUUUUAUAAGGGGUAUAAACGAAAA
Messenger RNA from Armigeres subalbatus, 836 nucleotides. Its product is annotated as membrane protein BRI3. The record is from RefSeq and is a predicted model, not a curated record. Lineage: Eukaryota; Metazoa; Arthropoda; Insecta; Diptera; Culicidae. Bases 125 to 586 code for a protein of 153 amino acids. The transcript is spliced from 2 exons.